AUGCUCACAGAGUUUUUUCAGCGGUUUCUGAAUUCUCAGCAACCUACGUUUACUCCACUCCCAGGUAGUUUUCCUGAGGAUGAAGCAACAGAACCAGAACGUCAACGAUACAGUGUUGCAAGAGUGCAAUCUAAAUUGAUGAAUAUACUGCUUACUCCUCCAUUGAUGAUAAUUUACAUUGUUUUCGGUGUUAUGCUGUUCAUUGCUAAUACUCUAAAGCCAGUUAAAAAGUUAGCCGAGUAUUAUGAUAAUAUGCGUAUCAAACAUUCCACGGAACAUAAGAAUCAGCUUCGAACUUUGGUAGAAACUCUAAUUCAGGAUAGUGCACGUUCUAUUUCUCCCGAUGUUGUUGCGUCUAAUUCACCUAUCACACAUACGUUUUCUUACCUUUACAAUCUGCAGAACGGAAUCAUGUUACCACAAAUAGUACAAGGGGGAUAUACUGAUUUACUUAGGACAUGCACCGAACAAGGUAAGUUUGCGCUUAUCUACUUACAUAACCCUCUUUUAUUCUAUUCGUUGGAUUAUGUCAGACAGGUUUUGUCAAAUGACGACGUUGUGGGUAUGAUGAGAAGAUACCAAGUAAUGCUAUGGUUUGGUGAUAUAACAACUCCCGAGGGUCUUCAAGUCGCGAAUACCUUAAAAGUAAGACAAUUCCCAUUUAUUGGGUUUCUUACUAUAAAGAAUGACGCCAAAUUCGAGAUUAUCUGUCGUAUUGAAGGCAGAUUGUUCGAUUUUAACGUGGCAUCUCUGGAACUUAAGUUGCAGCAGUCGUAUUCCAAACUAAUUCAAUUGAGACAGCAGAGGCAAAAUAGAGAGUUGCACCGCUUGAUGGUAGAGCAAGAUUAUAGAUUCCAUGAAACCCUACGACACGAUCAAGAUAGGUAUCAAGUUAGAAGCGGGCUCGGAGAAAAUGAACAGCAGAUGUUUGAUCAGGAGCGUAUAAAAAAGGAAUGGCUAUUGUGGCGGAAGUCCACCCUAUAUCCAGAACCGUUGCAGGGGGAUAUAUGUCGGCUAAACAUCCGGACUAAUGGGGGGCGUAUUGUCAGGAAGUUUGAUGCUUCUUUGCCUAUUGAAGAGAUAUAUGCCUAUGUAGAGCUAUACAUGAACGGCAUGCUAUUCAGUGCCGAGACAUAUGAUCGCCCAAGCCCGCCAAAUUACAAUUAUAUCUACAGCUUCAAAUUAAUAACGCCUGCCCCUCGAGUGGAGCUCGAUAAUACAAAAUUGAUUAGGGACGAAAGUGCUAUUUACCCAUCUGGGACUGUGAUUGUUGAACCGCCUGAUAUAUAA
Molecule: messenger RNA, 1290 nt
Organism: Eremothecium cymbalariae DBVPG#7215
Lineage: Eukaryota; Fungi; Ascomycota; Saccharomycetes; Saccharomycetales; Saccharomycetaceae
Gene: UBX3
Product: clathrin-mediated endocytosis regulator UBX3
Exons: 1
Coding region: 1-1290 (429 amino acids)
Cellular component (GO): endoplasmic reticulum
Molecular function (GO): ubiquitin binding
Source: RefSeq, a predicted model, not a curated record